AUGAUCCGAUUGGUCUGUAUCGCCGCUCUGCUGGUAGCAGCACUUGCUGUGCCCAUCACUGACGUCAGGUUUGAUGACGAAUGGGACAUCUUCAAGUCCAUGUACAAGAAGGAGUAUAACCUUGUAGGGGAGGCGAUGAUGAGACGACAGAUCUGGGAAAGUAACAUUCGUUUGAUCCAGAAACACAAUCUGGAGUAUGACCGAGGUCUCCACACCUACACUUUGGGCAUGAACGAAUAUGGAGACAUGACAAACGAGGAAUUUGUUCAAACUAUGAAUGGUUAUAUCAUGAGAAACACUACUGAAGGAAGCCUCUUCCUCCCUCCAAGCAACGUCGAUAUCCCUGAUACGGUCGACUGGAGAACUAAGGGCUAUGUCACACCUGUGAAGAAUCAGGGACAAUGUGGUUCUUGCUGGGCUUUCUCCACUACUGGAUCUCUCGAGGGACAAACCUUUAAGAAGACCGGAAAAUUGGUGUCACUUUCUGAGCAGAAUCUUGUGGAUUGCUCAUCUCGUGAAGGUAACCAUGGAUGCAAGGGAGGACUGAUGGACCAGGGAUUCAAGUAUAUUAAAAUCAAUAAUGGAAUUGAUACCGAGUCAUCGUACCCAUACACUGCUAGGACUGGAUUUUUCUGUAAAUUCAAAAGAAGCGAUGUAGGAGCUACAGACACCGGAUACACCGAUGUUAAGAGUAAGAGUGAAUCUGAUCUCCAGAGCGCAGUCGCAACUGUUGGACCAAUAUCCGUUGCAAUGGACGCUAGUCACAGUUCAUUCCAACUUUACAAAACUGGGAUCUACACAGAAAAGAAGUGUAGCUCUACCAGACUCGAUCACGGAGUACUAGCUGUAGGAUACGGUACCGACAACGGCAAAGAUUACUGGCUGGUGAAGAACAGUUGGGGAGCCAAAUGGGGAAUGGAAGGAUAUUUCAAAAUAGCACGUAAUGCAGGCAACAUGUGUGGACUGGCUACUCAAGCAAGCUACCCAGCUGUGUAA
Ylistrum balloti is the source of this 996-nucleotide messenger RNA. Its product is annotated as procathepsin L-like. Bases 1 to 996 code for a protein of 331 amino acids. Gene Ontology annotation, molecular function: cysteine-type endopeptidase activity. Gene Ontology annotation, cellular component: lysosome. The transcript has 7 exons. NCBI's taxonomy places the organism in Eukaryota, Metazoa, Mollusca, Bivalvia, Pectinida, Pectinidae. The record is from RefSeq and is a predicted model, not a curated record.